GAGUGAACUGGUAGAAAUCCAUCGGAUGGCGCUCUUGAUGCCUUUAGCUUGCGCACUGGGAGCUGUCCACGGUUCUGAAACUACAGCGGAGCGGUUUAAGCUUUCAGACGCUCCCUCUGAAGCAGCUGAACUGCAUUCAUGUUCAUAUUUAGCCACAGGGACAACAAUAUCCUCAAAGAAGGUGAAAAAAUGUUGUUUCACAUCAGAGAAAACGCCAGUCGUGCUGCUGAAUUGAUCCAGUGCCGUCGCUCGCUGCGCAGGGAGUUCUGACGCGUUCAUUCCCCUCACGAGCGUCACCGAUACUUCACUAAAAUAUACGGAGAUGGACCUUCGCUGGAUUACUUCUGACGCUAUUUGGAAACUAUUAUGAAUGGUAGUUUAAUGUCACCAACUGAAUGACCUGCUGAUUCCUUCGCUCGGCAAUCUUCGGAUGCUUUUCCUCGAGCAACUUCAUCAAAGAGCUUUCAGUCAGAAUUAAGGCUGAUGCUCUAAACUCGCAUGUUAAGAAACACAACAGGAGGAAAAUAACUCAAAUAAAUUAUGCAUUACGCAGUUCGUAUGUUGUUAAACAAUCGGCGUGAAAAAUGAUUUCUGUAAAUAGCGAGUGUAUAACUAUGACGAGAAGAUGCCUGCUGACGUUCAAGCCGUUCAGGAUAUUUGUGGCGGGGAUCGGUUUCUUCAGUCUGUGCUUCUUAAUGACCUCUCUGGGGGGGCAGUUCUCGGCCAAGCGACUGGCAGAUUCCCCUUUCAGCAUCCGAACCGAAGUGUUGGGUGGUCUCGAGUCUCGUGGGGUCCUGAGGAAGAUCAGUGAUAUGCUGGAGAUAAUCAUGAAGAGGAUCGACACCCUAUCAAAACUGAGCAACAGCAGCGAGUCCCACAGACUGGAGGAGUUGAGCUCUGCUCUCCACAGUUUCCAGCCCGUAGGUCUGGUGGAGCGAAUCCAGGCCAUUGCCCAGAAUGUGUCCGACAUGGCUAUACGAAUGGAGCAGAUUUUGAAGAAGACUAACAUCCCCACCAGAGGCCGAGAUGGAGUUACAGGCCAGUGCGAAGUCCCGAAGGAUCCCAGGUACCCGGAUUGCGCUAGUAAAGUGGAUUGGAUGAGAGGCAGGUGGACAUCGGACCCUUGCUACGCAUUUUAUGGAGUAGACGGCUCUGAAUGCUCUUUCCUCAUCUACCUCAGUGAAGUGGAGUGGUUCUGCCCCCCGCUGGCCUGGAGGAAUCAAAGCAGCCACCCCACGACCAGCAGCCUGCCAAAAAGACAGGCUUUUUUCCGCUCCGAUCUGUCUCUACUGUUGGAGCACGUUGGCUCGGGCAAAGAGUCUCUGAGCUUCAUGAGGAGGCGUAUGCGAAGAUUGGCUGCACAGUGGGCUGCAGCUGCACGCAGACUUGACAAGCGCCUGCGUGGUCACUACAGAGAGCAGAAGAGGAUCCUGGUGCAUGUGGGCUUUCUGACAGAGGAAUCUGGUGAUGUGUUCAGUCCUAAAGUGUUGAAGGGUGGCCCGCUCGGAGAGAUGGUCCAAUGGGCAGACAUCCUCACCACCCUUCAUGUGCUGGGUCAUAACCUCAAGAUAUCACUCUCAGUCAAUGAACUGCAAGGGUCACUUGGUGUUCCUCCAGGAAGAGGAAGCUGUCCUCUGAUUGGCCCGUUACCCUUUGACCUUAUCUAUACAGACUACCACGGCCUGCAGCAGAUGAAACAGCACAUGGGCCUUUCCUUUAGACAGCACAGGUGUCACAUCCGUGUGAUCGACACCUUUGGGACGGAGCCAGCGUACAAUAAUGAGGAGUACGCCACACUGAACGGCUACAGGACCAACUGGGGCUACUGGAACCUCAACUGCAAACAAUACAUGACCAUGUUCCCACACACUCCUGAUAACUCUUUCAUGGGUUUUGUGACCGAGGAACUAAACCAGACUGAAAGAUUGGUGAUACAGAGGGACAAAGUCAACAACAUGGCUGUGGUUUACGGCAAAGAGGCCAGUAUGUGGAAGGGUAAGGAGAAGCUGCUGAGCAUCUUACACCGUUACAUGGACAUCCAUGGGACAGUGUACUAUGAAGCCCAGCGGCCCCCUGAGGUGCCCGCGUUCAUCAGGAACCAUGGCUUACUGCCCCAACAGGAACUACAGCAGCUUCUGAGGAAGGCUAAGCUCUUCUUGGGGUUUGGCUUUCCCUAUGAAGGUCCGGCCCCUUUAGAGGCAAUAGCCAAUGGCUGUGUGUUCCUGCAGCCAAAGUUCAGCCCCCCUCGCAGCUCCCUCAACCAUGAGUUCUUCAGAGGCAAGCCCACAUCCAGAGAGGUGUCAUCUCAGCACCCGUACACUGAACAGUACAUUGGCAAACCCCACGUCAUAACAGUAGACUUCAACAACUCUCAAGAAUUCGAAACAGCUGUUCAAGAUAUUCUCAAAGACAAGGUGGAGGCAUUUAUCCCGUCUGAGUACACUUGUGAAGGCAUGCUGGAGCGAGUGAACGCUUACAUUCAACAUCAGGACUUCUGUCGCAGCAUCAGUCCAUUCCCUACAGCCAAUGAUUCCCGAUCAUGGCUUGGGAAUCCACCCAGUCCUUUCCUGCAGCUGCCCAACUCCACAGCUUUAAUCUGGGCUCCCAACAUCACUGCUCCGGCCUGCUGGCCGCCCCUCAGCGCCCUCCGGCUCUUCCUGUCUCCAGAGGACUCAUCCUGUGUGAAAACCUGCCAGGAUGCCGGUCUAAUCUGCGAGCCAGCUUUCUUUCCUUUCAUCAACAAUAUGGAGGCCUUCAAUGGGGUUAACGCCCAGUGUGAGUCUUUAGAAGCGGAGAAGAACCAUGUGUUUCCAGCCGUACAUGUGGACAGGAGAGAGUGUUUCCAGCAAAAGGAGCCGCUGCUGUUCAGUUGCGCCGGAGUCAGUGCCAAACACCAGCGUCUUUGCCCGUGCAGAGACUACAUUCACGGCCAGGUGGCGCUGUGCAGGGACUGUCUUUGAGCCUUCACCACAGACCUCUGGGGAUGUCUAUGGUAAACCGAGGCCAGUCCUAGACAGCCAAACAUGUCCCCAGAACGCCGUUAUCAAAGCGUUCAAGGGAAUCGUUGGACUGAGGUCAUUGAUGUCAAGCUUGAAGAUGCCUCCAGAGAAGUGUCCUCACUCUCGGUUACUUUGAUCCAAAGCAGAACUUUGCCUCCAGGUCAGCUAGUGAUGGUAAGCAAGAUGUGUUGAGGUUCACCAUCUAAUGGAGUCUAUCUAAAAGAGCUCAGCUGCUGUUGGUUUCAAGUUUGGACGACGUGAGCAGAAAAUAAAUGCAAAAUACAGUUUUGAGUUCGGAGCUCCUUUGUGAUGCAGGUCAGAUUCUAGAAGCUGGAGCUUUGGGAAUGCUAGAAGUGCCAGAACUGUACAUGAAUUUUAAAGUCAACAUGAAAGAUUGCAGAGAGCUGCAGGAUGAUGUAUUUUUGUAGGCCAAAACCCAGAAACAAAAUGCAUCUAACUGGAUUAAAAAAAAAAAAAAAAAAAAAAAAGAUUUUUA
Messenger RNA from Carassius auratus (goldfish), 3495 nucleotides. RefSeq names its product alpha-1,6-mannosylglycoprotein 6-beta-N-acetylglucosaminyltransferase B (gene mgat5b). Gene Ontology annotation, biological process: protein N-linked glycosylation. The record is from RefSeq and is a predicted model, not a curated record. NCBI's taxonomy places the organism in Eukaryota, Metazoa, Chordata, Actinopteri, Cypriniformes, Cyprinidae. Gene Ontology annotation, cellular component: Golgi apparatus. Gene Ontology annotation, molecular function: alpha-1,6-mannosylglycoprotein 6-beta-N-acetylglucosaminyltransferase activity. The transcript is spliced from 17 exons. The coding region runs from base 585 to 2960 and encodes 791 amino acids.